CUAUUAGCUAUUAUUUGACCCCCCAAAAAAACUGAGCUAUACUAAUGUCCUUUUUUGCAUAGUGGCCCAAGAAAAAUCACCGUAAUUUGCAAACGGCGCAGUGGUGCUCGUGGAGGGUAAACGAUAAUGGAAGAGCUACGGAAACUCGAGAAAGUACAGAGGAUGGUAGAAUUCAUGGAUUCUCGGGGCGUUUCAGUUUUAAACUCCGAUCACCACUGUAACCGUUUCCUAGCUAAUUUCAUGCUCUUUUUGUUUGAACCUUGCGGAGAGCUCGGCAUCGACGACAAAUGCUGCUUGAUUUCUGAGCUUAUGCCUAGGCUUUCAUCUCCGUUUGUCGAGGAUUCGUAUCAACACAUUGUUACUGAACAAGAGAACAGUGGUUUUCAGCAAAAUCAUGUUGGAAAUGCACAGUGUACUUGCAAUCAGAUGAAAGAAAAUAAUUUAUUACAAAGUUUUGAUGAAAACAUGGCCAUGAUCGGGCUGGAUUCCAUGCAAAAUGCAAAUUCUACCCUUGAGGACUUUUGCAGAUCAUAUUUUAUGUUUCAUGGAUUGGAUGUAAACAAGCCACAAUCAAUCUUCAAAUAUUUACCUCUUCUUUCAUUCACAGAGAGCUAUAUUUAUCAGCUGGAUAAAAUGAAUGAGAAUUCGCUACAAACACCAAAAAGGAAUGAUGAGAAAGCAACUCAAGAUUUGGCUUCUUGCUUCUCGAAUGGCCCAUUUAGUCCACUUGUGACUAUUUUUGAACACAGGGGCCUUUUGACUGAAAGAAUAACAGAAGAACUUAGACAUGGGGAAGAGUACUGGGCUCUUGAAAGAAAGCUCUGUCAUGCCCUGAUAAACGAAGAAGAGAUUCUUAUUGAUGAUGUGAUGAAGGCUGUUCACUUAAAGUCUUUUGAUUAUCGAGUGCUGAAUCUUCUUCUUUAUCAACUUCAAGGAGCUAAGGCUGAGGAGUUGCAUAUGGAAUUUCUUUCAAUUUCAGAGUUCUUAGUGGAAGUUUCUGAUGAUCUGUAUGACUAUGAGGAUGAUGUUUUAGAAAACAAUUUCAACAUUUUGCGCAUGUUUAUCAGAAUAUAUGGAGCUUCUUCUGCCUCUGCUAUGUUGGCAAAGUGCAUUACUGAAGCUGAAAGUAAGUACCAAAAUUUACUGGAAUUACUGGAUCCAAAGCUGGCCUUGAGCUACCAGAAAAGAUGUGCAGAAGCCACUGUAGAAGGUGGAAAGGUAUCUGAGCACCCUCUUGGCACGUGGUGCAUUCCAACUGUGAUUCAAGAUGAGGAAUUGUAUAGAUCAAACAUGAAAUCAGAUACCUCCUAGAUAUACACUUGAUCUGUGUCAGAGGUAAUAGUAUCGAUUCUAAUGUUUUCAGUUCAAGUGUGUUGGGCAUGCCGAAUAUCGAGAGCUAGAAUUGAAGUAGGAAAGAAAAAAAUUAAGUGGUACUUUUCCAUUGUUAAUCCAAACAUUACAAGCAGUUAAAGUACUGAUAUUAGAUGUAGAAGGAUCGAAUAAAUAGCAAAUGGCCAAGGUAUAGGGCCUAGUUUGGCAAGCCAGUUGAUUGAUAGAAAGAAAACACUAUUGGUCUGAGUAUUGUUAGACACUUGUACGUAUAACUUUAUGUAUUCUCUGAAUAUUUUUUUUUGAAAAGUAACUUAUGCUCAUUUAUCCCUUGUGAUAUGAAAGAUACGGAAAAGAUCAUUUGACAUGAUCA
This is a messenger RNA of Cicer arietinum (chickpea), 1702 nucleotides long. RefSeq lists its product as uncharacterized. The record is from RefSeq and is a predicted model, not a curated record. NCBI's taxonomy places the organism in Eukaryota, Viridiplantae, Streptophyta, Magnoliopsida, Fabales, Fabaceae.